Molecule: messenger RNA, 10503 nt
Organism: Brassica rapa (field mustard)
Lineage: Eukaryota; Viridiplantae; Streptophyta; Magnoliopsida; Brassicales; Brassicaceae
Product: protein NRT1/ PTR FAMILY 2.11
Biological process (GO): transmembrane transport
Cellular component (GO): membrane
Molecular function (GO): transmembrane transporter activity
Source: RefSeq, a predicted model, not a curated record
CAUCUAUUGUUUAAAUCUAAUUAUUGAUAGCCCAAUAAAAAUUUCUGGUAGACCCAAAAGUUAAAUGAUAAGAUUAGAGAUUAAAUGUAAAAUGACUUUCUAGGAAUAUGUCCAUUAGGUCCAUUUUUUAAAAAAUCACACAUGAAUCAAAGUUGUGACUUCUGUUUUAUAUAAAUAUAUAAGAUGAAUGUGUGCUUUUGUAAGAAAAAAUGUACAGUGUUUAAAGUAAACAAGUUAUUUAAAGAUUUAAUUAUUCUAGCUAAGGAAACUAAAGCCCUUUGUCAAAUAAAAAACUAAGGAAACUAUGGAAGGAUAAUGGAUGGUGUAUCAUUGAUAUGGUCGAGACAUUGAGUGUUUAAGAUUUUUGAUUUUUUUUUUCUGAUUGCUAACUCGAAUAUGCUCUACAUAUAUGUCUCGAGCAAUGCUGUAGAAGCCGGAUUAUGAUUUAUCUCCACUUUAUCCUUAUUCUUCACAUCUACAUUAGUCAAAUGUUUUUACAUUCCCAAGUUUUUUUGUACCCAAUUCAAACCAUAUAUACACAGUCCAUGACUAAACCAAUAUUACACCAACCAAAACUGAAACCAAUCUUGGUCCGGCUGUCAGAGUUAGUCGUGAGAUUUUGGGUGGGCUUAUAUAUGACUAUGCAUUUUUACUCUUAAAAAUUUGAGGAUCCAUAACUAAUGUUUUGCUUCGCUAUGUCCAAAUCGGUUUUAUCUUAUCGGCGGUCUGAACCAAACUUUAUAUUUUGGCACUUUCAUAUGUAUGCCAAAUCAAAACAACGUAAAUAAAACUGAAUGUUUUUCAUAUGUAUGUUUUCAACUUCAUCUUUGUACUGGUCAACAAAAAAAGAGCCUUUUGUUUUUUCAAGGACUAGUCGAAGUGAUACGAAACGGAAAAUUUACUUUUUAGAAGACAUUGUCUUUGAUGAUGUGGCUCUUAACUUCCACUUACUGCUCAUCAUUUGCGAUCAUGUUCGUAUAUAUCUUUAGUGACACUCUCAUAUUCAAGAGUAUCAAUCAAGAUAUGGACAAAUAUACUCUCUGUCAACAGCAUUAUCUCUAGAAGCCAACUUCGUUAUCAAUAAAUUCUAUAGGAGAUAUUAAACCCGUGGAUAGUUUCGAGUCUUAUUUGGCCGGAGUAGACCGUGUCAUAUGGGGCCUAACGAGCAUUUUGUUAGUGUAUUCAUUGUGUUUUUGGAAUGUUUAUGAGAUAUUUUCUAGGCUGGUGUGAUUCUACAUUAGAUGAGAAAUACAUAUUCUCUUACCAGGAACAUCUCUCACCCGUAUUACAGAGGUUCAAUAUUUUUUUGUUGUCGCAUAGUAAGGGUUUCUCACUAGUUUUGGGUUUGUUGAUUAUGUAGACCGCACAUCUUAUGUCUGUGCAUUUCAAACUCGAAUCAUCUGAUCUUGCUUCCAAUUAUAUAUCCUAUCUUUACUCAUAUAUUCGCAAACUUCAUUGGACCUAUUAUAGAGUUGGCAAAAUUUAUAUUAUUAAUAUUUCUAAUUUUUAAUAGAACUCUAACUUAAGGGUAUUGUACUUGACAACUUGGUUACACACUUCGGUUGCAAUACCAUUUAUGUAUAUAUAUUUUUCAUCGAUGCAUAAUUACAUAUUUAUUUAAACCCUUUAACAAAAAAAAUAUUUAGAAACAAAAUACCUCAAACAAAUUAAAUAUGAAAAAAAGAACCGAGGAGCGAUUGCCGGAUUGGGCAGUUUUAGAAACGUACUAUUGAAACUGGCAAACUACGACUUUAUCAUAAAGUUGCAGAGAAGCACAUGUCGAAGGUUCGAUUACUUUUUUUUUUUUGCCAUAACAAACCUAUUCUUUACGUUUAUUUUUUAUUUUUGUUAAACUUAUUCUAGUCUUUACGUUUUUAACACCAAUUUUUUAGGUCAUCUCCAAAACCAUUUCUUCAGAGAAAAGCAAAUCCGCUCAUUAAGUCUUUCCCGUGCGAAAAUAUAGUAAUCCAACUUGUCAAUUGUCAUCAUAAAAGUAAUUAAAUGUCACCCUAAACAUAUACAGAUCCAGGGUAGGUCGAUAUACGUGGUUUUAAACACUCAGUAAAUAUAUAUUUUUAACCAUUUGGAAGCCAAGUUAUCUAUGCCUAUUAACUUUUAAUAUUUUGGAGACCAUAAACGAAUCUUUCGUUAGUUGUAACUUAUCCCCAAAAAGAGCUCUGCAUAGACAACGUAAUAUUGUUUGAAGAGGUACAUAUCUAUAGUUCUGUACAACAGCAUUGAGCGGGAAGAAAAUUGUGAAAAGGUAACCGCAACGCAUUGGCCGUUCGGUAAUGGUAAUCGCACUUGCUUUUGGAAUAAUUGACCAGGAAUCAAUUUAGUGGAAUGGUGAAAACGACACGCACUUCUCUCCCUUACCAUUUGUAUUGCUAAAACCUGACGCAUUUUGAUCCUCUUCCUCCCACUUUCUGGUUUUAAUUACCCAACUAUCAUUUGCUAACUUAAUUAAAUACUCGUCGUCAUAAUUAACUACAAAGUAAAUUCGAAUGGACCUAUGCGCGUUUACUGCAUUUAUAAUGUGUUUCACGUGAUCAUAUGCAUAUACGUAUAAAUACCAAUACGUAUACAUAUUAAUGUGUACUAUUAUAUAAUAUGUUACUUCCUAUGUAUUUAAAAGAUUAAUGUUUAAGAUUUUACACAUAUUUUUUAAAAAUACAUUUUUUGUUUAUUACUUUUUGUUUUACCAAUAAAUUUUCAACACUCAUAUUUUUAAAUUUUAACUUAUGUUUAAAUUUUAAAAAUAGUUACAUUAGUUAUACUCUAAAACAUCAAUCUUUCCAACACAAAAAUAAAAUCUAAAAUAAAAUGCAGUAAUUUACUUAUUUUUUUGGUUUAAUGUUGAUUAGCUGCUUUUCUGCCAACUAAUUGCAUGUUUUUAAGUAUUCUUAUAUUAGAAUUUGUAUUGCGUUUUCUAUAGCGUAUAGUGAAUUAGCUAUAUUUAUAGUGGCAGGUGAAAACAAUACUGAUCGGAUCUUUGGUGUGCAUUACCAGAAGCUGACACCAAUUUUAUUGCAUUGAUCAUAGUUUUUUUUAUCAUAGUUGUUAUAAUCUUUUCAUCGUUGGGGGUAAGGUUAAGAACUAAGAAGCCUUGUUUUGAUCUAUGUAUCCUCUGCGUUUCUCUUUUAUUUGUUUUUCAGUACGUGUUGAUACAUUUUGAUUUGAUGCUAACAUAUAUAAACUUAUUUUCCGCCUUCUAUAAGAGAGGAUCCUAUGAAAAUAUAUGAUGAAUUGGUUGACAAUAUAUAUAUAUAUAUAUUUUUUUUUACAGCAAACGGUUCUUCUAUUACUCAAACUUGAGGUGGUCUGAGAAGCCAAACCGGAAUAAAACAACCAAUAAAACAUAAUGAUCUAUGAAAAGAACGUGCACUUUUAGCUAACGCAUCUGCGAUCUCAUUCUGCGCCCUUGGAAAGUAGGUGAUGUUGAAGUCUGAAAAACACAACCGAAGAGUUUGAAUGUUUUCCAGCUCGGUUGAGAAGUUGGGCCAAUCUUGUGGCUGCUCUAUCAUCGCAAUCAGGUCCUUACAAUCCGUCCCAAACCUUUGAUAGGUGGAGUGUUGUAUCAUGCUCUCCAUUGCCCACUUUAGCGCUUCCAGUUCUGAGUGUAACGUUGUCUCCCUUCUCCGCAAGUUCCUUGACCCCAUGAGUUGUAUCUUCCCCAUUGCAUCCUUUCAGACCCAUUCCAUUCCACUAAAUUGAGCUGUGGAGGUCCAUGAGCCAUCCACCAUGCAAAUAUUACUCAAGCUUAAGAUUUGUGGUUCUUCAAUAUUCUGUACCAAUUUUGGCGGAACCGGUACAUAGUCUCUUGCAUUAAACCAAGCUUGACACUCACUCUCUGCAUAUCUGACUAGCUCCAAUGGAUCUCUGUUUAUGCUUCUAAACAACUUUUCAUCCUGACUUUCCAGAUAUACCAAAUUAUCCAAGGAUAAAAGUCUCUAUCAUCUUCUGGCUCCAGAAUUCCAUUCUUUCUCCAAAAGAGAAAGUCCAUAUUAGUAUAAAUACUUGAUACAUGAAAGAUUUCAGAGCUCGAUGGUGUUGAUGAUAAUUCCCAUGCUUGUAAGGCCGGUGGUUGACAAUAUAUAUAAAGAUGAAAAUUGUACAUCUUUCUCUCAUAAUGUUCUUAAACUAUAGUUAUCUUUGUUUUAGGUUUUCAAUUAGUUUAUAUUAUUUAUGUUUCGUUUGAAGUGAUAUUUUAUUUAGGGCGAUCAUAUUAGAAAAUUUUGCAUAAUAUCUCACAUGCCUUAUUUAUAUACCUUAUUAAUUAUCAAUACAACAUUUAUUGUAAAUUAAAUGGGGGAAACAAAUAAUAUUUCUACGUUAAUGUAAUGAAUUAUACAUAACGAAACAAAAUAAAUGGCUACAAUUUUACUAAAAGUACUGUAUGAAGUAUAAGAUAUGUUAAAGUUAUUCAUUAUGAGUAUUGUCUUCAAAAUAUUCAAAAUAUAGAGUGUUUUUGGAGAUGCUAUAACAGAAACCAGUAUAGUUGGGAAGUGAUCACAUUAUGAUUAGUGUUUCCCACAAAAAAGAUUGAUGAUUGAAAAAGCAAUCACGAAAAGGCUGAUAUCCACUUAAAAUUGAAAUGGAGUUUCAUCAUUACUGUGCAAAAAAGUUUAAUCAGAUCACAGCCUCUUUAACCAUUCUAUGUGUUUCUUCUUUCUAGACCUUGUGGUAUGAUUAUAUUUUUUUUAUAAUAGAUUUGUUUUCUUGUUCUACUAGUAGAAGAUCUGGACAACUAUAGCAUAGUAUCGUUUUUUUUUUGAACAAAUUUUUUUUUUGAACAAACUAUAGCAUAGUAUCGUUUUCUUAGUAAAUCAUAGCAUAAUUAAAAAUCGGAGGAAUUUUGUGAACCGCUAAAACUAAAUAAAAAUAUGGUCGACUAAUAGUCAACGUUUUAAUAAUUUUUUUUAUGAACUUUUGAUACGUUUUUAUUAUGUUGAUUAUCCUCUAAAAGGUAAACCAGAUAACUCUUUGUAGUCCCACUAAAACAUGUAAAACUGUAUACUUCAUAGAAAUAUAUAAUUUAGUUCAAAUGACUAUAGUCUAUUGGAACACUAUAAGGAUUAAGUUCAAAUAUAUGAUAUAUCCAAAAUGACUAUUGUCCCAAUAUAUGGAGUUUUUUUUUUUGCCCACCAAAUGACUAUAGUCUACUGGAACACUACAUACAUUAUGUUAUUCAAAAAUUGUUUAAGACUUACAGAAGAAAUGAUGUAUAAGUAUGAAACUUAUAUUUGAUCAAAAUUCCAACCGUACAAUUAAUAAAUUAUUAGCUAAGUUUAGUUCUAACUCUUGAAUAUUCAUAUACCAUUUUCUUGGUCUAUGUUUUGAUAUACCAUUUAGGUAAUUGUGUUAUUUCUUAUUCUCUCUUUUGUUUUCCCUCUUACUCUCUCUUAUAUUUUAGUGUGUAUAUGGGUCUUGUGUGUUCCAGGAUCGUUCUUUUGAUCACCGUCCUGUCUCCAGAAAAAUGUGUUUACACUACCUCUAGUCUCGAGAGGUUCUCUAUGAACUUGCUGUAUGGUUUGUAAGUUUGUAAUCUGGUGUCUUCUUUAACUUAAUGAAAUUCAGAUGACAAAAAGAAAAACAAGUUGUCAGUUGCUGCCAUGGUGUAGUGAUUUUCAUUGCGAUUCCCUUCAUCUACAGAUCUGAAAUUAUAGAUAGAUAAUUAUAUAAAACACACGAUAAAAUAUAUAUACUACAUAUAUAAGAAUAAUUUUUUACACUUUUCCAUCAUUGACCACCUGAGAAUGGCCUUAGACGAAAAAAGUCCGGGAAGUUAUCUGAACGUAAUGAGCAUGAUGGUUGACUCUUGUGGAUUUUCUUUUACAAUGUUUUGGUCUCUUCAGAUUAUUGUAAACACGUCAGUCUUCGUCUAUUCAUUCUAAUAUUUUUGGUCCCAAUAUUUAUUUCGUUUUUCUUUGUUAUAUAAUCUUAUAAAAUGUGAGAUAUUGUUACUCAAUUAGAAAAUACUACAAGCAAAGUUUAAUAGACUAACACUUAACAGAAAGUAAUAUUACAUUUGUAACUUUAAGAUGAGAGGUUAUGAGUUUUGGUCCAAAACCUUUUUUAUGAACUGCCAUGUAUAUUCUGAAAAAAAAAAACAAUUGAAAAGUGUUUGUGUUCGCUGGGAUAAAAAAAUGUAUUUGUGUUCUAAAAUAAAAAUUGCUUUAAAUUUUAACUACGUGGUCCAAUAAUUUAAUGUUCCAGACUUUUCGAACUACAAAUUUUGAAAUCGAACUAAAAUGGAUUUAGUAAGAUUAUUAUAUUUUCAUAACUAUUUUCCUUGAAUCGUAUCUACAAAUAAGUUGGAGCUUGUAGUGAUCGCACAACACAAUUCAACAGGGAUAUGAAUAAUUGUUGCGUACGUCACCAGAAUUUUAAAUGAUCCAGCUCAAUUAUUUUCAUAGAAAUCGUCCACAAAAUCAUGUUGCCAAAUGAAAUUAAUCUGACAAUAGUUUUUUUGGUGAGUGAAACUUAUAAUAAUGAAACAAAUCAAGAAGGUGGCAAAGAAAAAAAAUGUAAAAAAAAAAACAAUUCAACAAAAGAAAAAAACCUCAUGGUACGUAUAUUUUUGAUCAAACAGAACCUCAUGUCUCGUGUAGUCGUGGUGUUAACUACGUAACUAAUACUACUAAUUAAUUAAGAGUCUUUAAACGACUGAAGUUUUCAACGCUUAUACGUAUCUAACUCAUGCCUCGUGGUGUUAACUACGUUUGUUUCUUACAUGCAUGCGUAUGCGUUCGAAUGUGUACAAAAAGAAACGUGAAUAUCAUUCAUUUUUUUCAGCUCGAAAUGCAAGUUUUAGUUAUAACAACUGGGGUUUCUAACUCUGGUGGUAAAGGGUUCACGGCUGUGAGUCCCGUCAUCCGGGUUCGAAUUCCGACCACUGAGGAAUUUACAUGUAAAACCUUAGCAUUCGAGACCGAAGAUCGUUCACGGUGAUACCAGUGUAAACUAAGUCUUUGGUCAUUCGGUCUUUAGUUUGGACCACUUUGGUGGGAUCAUGACACUCAGUUAUCAAAAAAAAGUUUUAGAUAUAACUUUUAGAACGGACCAAUUUCUUCGGAGUCAGUAGGUUUUCUCUUGCUGAAGACAACCUUUCGUUGGUCAGAAGUAUAAGAAUAGCUAGCUUUACAGUUUAGUAAAAAAAAGAAGAAAAAGUUACAAAACUCGAUCAAAUGACCAACUUCAGUUUAAUAUUAGUUUACGAGGUGCGACCAAAGAAACAAAAUAUAAUAACAUGGUUGAAUUAGUUGACUAGGUUUGAAUGAAAAGACCUAUUCGGUUCAGCCGUAAACCCGCAUUACCAGUAAAAAAAAUCGGUAUACAUAAUACAUGUAGGCCUUGAUGAAAAAAAGGAUUUCGACCUAGAAACAUCAUUUUCAUAUAAAUUGUAAUGCAUACAAAGAAAACGUCACGAUGAUCAAUUCUGCUCGCAUUAUCUUUUUAUUCAGGUAAUGAUACUGUUUCAGAUAUAAUCGAUCAAUCUAGCCAUUAAGAGAGUAGUACAUUACCUUCUUUUGGUCAAAAACGAGUGAGAGUACAUUACCUAAGUGAUAUUGGUGCUUAAGCAUCUAGGGAUCUAAAGUUAGUUGAUUUAAAAUAGAUAGAAUAAUAUACUUUUAGAAAUAAUAUAUUUUUGGAGAGAAAAAUAGAAACAGUAAAAACUCAUCUUAAACAUGAACAAAACUAUUUUAUGAUUUUUGAUGUUUAAAAUAUCAUUAGAAGAAUAGAGCAGAUCUGCAUAGUUUGUUUUAUAAUAAUUUUCAGAUUUGGUUAAAUAUAAUUUUAAAUUUAUUAUGAUUUGUGUUUUCUACUGUAAUGUGUAUUUUUUGAAUAAGAAGUAUAAAAUCAAAAUAAUGUAGAAACAAAACUGACAAAAAGCUUGACCCAUUUCGAAUUUUUAGAAGAAAAAAUAUUUAUCUGAAAUUUUAACUAGAACGACUUAUGACAUUUCUCCAUAUAUAUAAAUAAAGCAUAAGUUAAUGUACAUCCUAUAACAACAUAAGCUAACAUUUAUAGGAACAUGCUGUUAUUAGAGUUGCUUUGUGAUGGGGCCAUAGCACUUCUAUUGGAAUCUAGAUUUCAAUGGAUUUUCUGAUUUUUUUUCUUUAAAGUUUAGUUUUGGAAGAAAAAGAAAAAUAAAGUUUAGUUUAAUUAAUUAAUUGAAAAAUAAAUAUUGUAAUCACUAACACAUGUCUCUUUCACGGCCAUAUUAUUAAAUUACCAAUUUGUCCAGAUUCCAACAGCUCCACCCAGGACUGUCUCCACCAUCUUCUUUUUUCUUAACACUAUAAAUAGAGUCAGGUCCAAGAUGAAAAACAUAGUCAUUGGCCUUUGAGACAACAAUAACAUACAAAAAUACAGAAAGUACAAAUUUAACGGUUACUUUAGUAGUAGUAAUUACUACAAAAUGGAGAGAAAGUCUCUAGAAGUCGAGUCUAUGGAUCACCAAAAACUUUCCUCCGCCGUGUACGAUGGCUCUGUUACGGCCGUUGAUUCUGUUAAAGAAGAUGUUCAGGAGACCAAAGUCGUUUAUAGAGGCUGGAAAGUCAUGCCUUACAUCAUUGGAAAUGAGACAUUUGAGAAGCUUGGGAUCAUUGGAACACUAUCAAACCUUCUGGUUUAUUUAACUUCUGUCUUCAACAUGAAGAGUGUCACAGCUGCAACAAUCAUCACUGCCUUUGCUGGCACAGUCAACUUCGGAACUUUCGUCGCUGCUUUCCUUUGCGACACUUACUUCGGUCGAUACAAGACUCUUACCGUUGCGGUCCUCGCCUGUUUUCUUGGAUCACUUGCGAUACUAUUGACUGCUGCAGUCCCACAGCUACAUCCAGCCCCAUGCGGCACAGCGAGCUCGUGUAUCGGGCCAAGUGGUGGCCAGAUAGCGUUUCUACUGAUGGGUCUUGGGAUUCUUGUCGUGGGAGCAGGAGGGAUUAGACCGUGCAAUCUAGCUUUCGGAGCUGAUCAGUUUAAUCCGAAGAGCGGGUCAGGGAAGAGAGGGAUUGAUAGUUUCUUCAACUGGUACUUCUUUACCUUCACUUUCGCGCAGAUCUUGUCUCUGACAGUAGUUGUCUAUGUCCAGUCUAAUGUCAGUUGGACCAUCGGUUUAACCAUCCCGGUUGUUCUAAUGUUCUUGGCCUCCGUGAUUUUCUUUGCGGGUGCUAAGUUGUAUGUUAAGAUCGAAGCCUCAGGUAGUCCAUUGGCUAGCAUAGCUCAUGUUAUAACGGCUGCUAUCAAGAAACACAGGUUAGAGCCAGUGGAACAGCCUUGGCUGAACCUUUACAACUACUACCCAUCAAAAUACGCAAACGCCAAGCUCAAAUACACCCAACAAUUCAGGUUUCUCGACAAGGCGGCGAUCUUGACUCCUGAAGACAAGUUGGAGGCUGAUGGUAAGCCUGUGAAUCCGUGGAAUCUAUGUACAAUGCAACAAGUUGAAGAAGUGAAGUGCAUCAUGAGAGUGCUUCCUAUAUGGUUUGCUUCAUCGAUCUACUACUUAACCAUGGCGCAACAAAUGACUUAUCCUGUCUUCCAAGCUCUCCAGAGUGAUCGUCGCCUAGGCUCCGGAGGUUUCAUGAUCCCGGCAGCCACCUAUGUUGUCUUCUUGAUGACUGGCAUGACCCUCUUCAUCAUAUUUUAUGACCGUGUCUUGGUUCCUACAUUAAAAAGAAUAACCGGUAUAGAGACGGGUAUAACGCUCUUGCAAAGAAUUGGAGCCGGGAUUUUUUUCGCCUUUUUAAGCUUAAUUGUCUCUGGUUUCGUCGAGGAACGUAGGAGAACUUUAGCACUAACUCAACCGACACUCGGUUUAGCGCCACGGAAGGGAGAAAUCUCCUCAAUGUCGGCUAUGUGGCUGAUUCCGCAGCUUGUACUUGCUGGAAUAGCCGACGCGUUUGGAGCUAUUGGACAGAUGGAGUUUUACUACAAGCAGUUCCCUGAGAACAUGAGGAGUUUCGCUGGUUCUAUCUUUUACGUAGGAGGAGGAGUUUCGAGUUACAUCAGUAGCUUCUUGAUCACAACGGUUCACAGGAUGACGCAGAACUCGGCGGGUGGUAAUUGGUUAGCUGAGGAUUUGAACAAAGGGAGAUUGGAUUACUUCUAUUUCUUGUUAGCUGGAAUCUUGGCAGUUAAUUUUGCUUACUUCUUGGUGAUGGCAAGAUGGUAUAGGUACAAAGGAAGUGAUGAUGAAGAGACAAGUUAUGAAACCAGUGGAGAUAUCAUCAAAGAACAAGACAAGAACAAAGUCUGAUGAUCAUAUUUCACUUCUUUUGGACUUUAAGUCUACACUCUUUGGAUUUUCUUGGAAUAAGCCAUGGAAAAACGAUGUAAUGAUAUACUUCCUGUGGCUCCUUUUUAUUUUAUUUUCUGGUUAAUAUGUUUGAUCACAUCUCUUUCUUUCUAUCAAUGUGCAGAAAAGGGAGAUUAUAACAUUACAUGUAUUUGCAAAAUAAAAAGAAAUCGUCUUGUAUUUUAAGCAUUAUGUUUCUAUUA